Messenger RNA from Trypanosoma cruzi, 797 nucleotides. Its product is annotated as mucin-associated surface protein (MASP), putative. The record is from RefSeq and is a predicted model, not a curated record. The annotation marks the transcript as partial. The transcript has a single exon. NCBI's taxonomy places the organism in Eukaryota, Euglenozoa, Kinetoplastea, Trypanosomatida, Trypanosomatidae.
AUGAUGAUGACUGGCCGUGUGCUGCUGGUGUGUGCCCUCUGCGUGCUGUGGUGCGGUGCCGGCGGGGUUGAUGCGAGUGAUCUCGAGAACAACGCAGUUGGUGGUUGCAUGGCGUCGGGAGUGUUGGAUGCUAAUGGGUUCCAUAUGCCGAGCGGAUGUGACAAAACUGCGCUGACGCUGCCUUUACGAUCUGUCGUGUCCAUCACUGCCGUUGAAGCUUCGACUGACCCAUUGGUGACUGGUACAGCAGAAAAUAAAUCAGAUUUAGCUCCAACUUCAGGUGCUGAUUUCGGUGGUGCCGGUUCUCCUCCUGGUCGCGGAGGUGAAGGUGGAGGCGGUAGAGACGACGAUGCUGGCGGUCCUGGUGGCGGUGGUGGUGGCUCAAAUGGAGGUUCUAAAGCACGUGUUGGUGGCUCUUUGAAGUCCCCUGCCUCGGAUGUCAAGUCCCCAUCUCCUGUUCUCGGUGAUGGUGGCAGUUCUCCUGGGGCUCCUACAGGAAGUGUAGGUUCUGACGGAAGCAAAGGUCUCAUUUUGGGCUCCUUUUCUUCUGGUGGUCGCAGUCAACCUGAUGCUGGCAGUCCAGGUGGUGAUGCAUCUUUGAGCGCUCCUGUUGCUGGUGGUAAUUCCCCACCCUCCAUCACCGACGAGAGUGAUGCCUUGGAGAAGACCGGCGCUGCGGCAUCCACAAAGGGAGGGAAACCUCAAGAAGCAGGUGAGCAGUCAGAAGCAAAUCGUGCACGGAACGAAUUGCCCAAAUUCGGCACCAGCGGAGUCAACACCCGAAGCACAACAAGACU